AUGCGAGUUGAAGCCCUUAUCCCCGUCGUCGCCUUCAUGGCCGCUCAAGGUGCCACUGCUGCCCCUGUUGUUCAACAAGAGAACCUCGACAAGAGAUGGUGUCUCUUCGGCAUCAUCGGUACUUCAUGCGGUGGUUCAUCUACCGUUGUCACCACUUCCGCCGCUGCCAAGUCCUCUACCAUUGCUGCGUCCUCAUCCGCAAAGGUUUCCGUCGCCUCCUCGGCCUCUGCUGUCAAGGCCGCUACCACCACCAUCACCACUGCUGCUCCUUCCUCAACUGCCGCUUGGUCCUCUUGCAAGGACUUUGACUGGUCAGCUUGGGGUAGCAACUGGUCAUGGGGUGGUUACAACCUCGACUACGUCAAGGCUUGGUACGUUGACACUUACGGUCUCAAACCACCUCCCAACAUGUCAUGGAAUCAAGUUUCUUCUUUAGUCAACAAGUACGGUCACUCAACCUCCGCUUCAGGUGCCAAAGCUACCAGUGUCUACAAGCACGGCUGCAGCAACCCUUGGACCUCUGCCGCUGCUGCCACUAGCACCGCAAAGGUGUCCACUACCGCUGCUGCUGCUGCUUCCACAUCGAAAGCUGUCAGCUCCGCCGCUGCUGCAUCAUCCGCCAAGGCCUCUGCUUCAGCCGUCGCUCAAUCAUCUGCUGCCGCCGCUUCUUCCGUCAAGGCUUCAGCGAUCGCAUCUUCAUCCGCUGCCGCUUCCAACGCUUCCGUUAGCAAGGCUCCAGUCGCUGCUUCUUCGGCUGCUGCUGCCUCUGCCAGUGCCAGUGCCAGUGCCAGCAAAGCUGCUGUCUCUGCUGCUCCUGUUGUCUCCUCAGCUGCCGUUGCUUCCUCUGCCGCUGCCCCUGUUGUCUCCUCAGCUGCCGUUGCUUCCUCUGCCGCUGCCCCUGUCGUCUCUUCAGCUGCCGCCGCUGCCUCAUCCGCCGCUGCUCCCGUAGUAUCCUCAGCCGCUGCUUCCGCUUCUGCAACCGGUGUCCCAGGUAAUGGAUCUGGCUCCAACUCUGGAACUGGAGUAUCAGGUACCGCCACUACCUCUAGCGCUGCUCCUGCUACCACCACCACCGCCGCUGUCACCAUCAACGGUUUUACCGCCGGUGGUUGCGUCCAAGAAGUUUCCGGUCGACUCCUCUCAAAGGUCCAAACCUCAAGCUCUUCCAUGACCAUCGAACAAUGUACCACUCUCUGUGGUAACUACGGUUACGGUGUUGCUGGUCUUGAAUAUGGUAACGAAUGCUACUGUGGUGCUCAGGAUGAUAUUGAUGAUGCUCUUGUCUCUGGUCAAUGUUACAUGCCAUGUGCAGGUGACUCUACCGAAACUUGUGGUGGACCCAACGCCAUCAACGUUUUCAUCAACCCUGACAUCACUCCUGACGUUAUCAACCUCCCGGAUGGAUGGUCAACUUACGGUACCGUCGCUGAAGGAACCAACGGUCGAGCCCUCACCUACACCCUUUGGAGUUCCUCCACCAACACCGUCGAGUCCUGUGCUGCCGGUUGUGCUGCAGCCGGUUACUCCAUCGCUGGUACCGAGUACUCUGCCGAGUGUUACUGUGGUAACUCGUUCUCCAACGGUGGUGGUGCCAUCCUCUCGGACGAUGCUGCUUUCAUGGCUUGUUCAGGUGAUCUCGCUCAAAUGUGUGGUGGUCCAUCCGUUUUGAGCGUUGUCUCCUCAUACACCGGUACCAUCCCAUCCAGCUAA
This is a messenger RNA of Kwoniella mangroviensis CBS 8507, 1710 nucleotides long. RefSeq lists its product as uncharacterized. The record is from RefSeq and is a predicted model, not a curated record. NCBI's taxonomy places the organism in Eukaryota, Fungi, Basidiomycota, Tremellomycetes, Tremellales, Cryptococcaceae. The transcript is spliced from 3 exons. Gene Ontology annotation, cellular component: plasma membrane. The coding region runs from base 1 to 1710 and encodes 569 amino acids.